Coregonus sp. 'balchen' is the source of this 1321-nucleotide messenger RNA. The record is from the annotation of a GenBank genome assembly. Lineage: Eukaryota; Metazoa; Chordata; Actinopteri; Salmoniformes; Salmonidae.
AGGGAUCACCACUGUGCUCACCAUGACCACCAUCAACACCCAUCUGAGAGAGACGCUCCCCAAGAUCCCCUACGUCAAGGCCAUCGACAUGUACCUGAUGGGCUGCUUCGUAAUGGUCUUCCUGGCCCUGUUGGAGUACGCCUUCGUCAACUACAUCUUCUUCGGCCGAGGACCACAGAUGCAGAAGAAGCUGGCAGAGAAAGCCGAGAGGGCCAACAACGAGAGGGCAGCCAAAUACGACACCAAUAGGGUAAGUCUUCAUGAAGAUCUCUGUCGAGACGCUCUAACUUCUUCAAAGUUUCUUGGGUUUCAGGUUAAGAAGUUAUCGGGCGUUAUAUUUGCAGUCCGCACACUCAUACGACGGCAGAUCAGAAACUCUAUAAAUAUGGUGUUGUGUUUCUUGUGGUUAGUCUCCUCAGGAAGGAGGUAAAACGUCAUCUCUUAAGCUGACUAAGCAGCCUAAUAGAGCAAAAACACUCCGUGUCUCACAGUCGGUGAGUCUUGACCAGCGGACACGUCUUUUUUUCACUAUCUGUCUGACUUGUAGACUUGUAGUCACCAUUGACUGACAUUACAUGUUUGUUUUUUUCAUGUCCGCAUGAGAACUUAGUGAGCAGUCUGUACGUGUUGCUUGUUACCCAAGUUGUCAUCGUCCUUUGUUCAACUUCUGGUUUGACAUUUGCACGUCCAAUGCAAGUAUGCAAGCCCACCAAUGUCUGUGUUCCAUAGUGGUGCUACAAAACAGAUAUUGUGCUGUGUAAUCCAUUCAAACGUUCAUUCAAAGUGCCUUGUUCUCAUUCCUGCAUAGUCUCGUAUCUUGAUUCUCCAAUGUAUGUCAUUGGUCUAAAUGGGUCUAUAAUGGACAUAGUUCCGGUUCUCAUCUCACCCAUGAACCUGUCCAGAGCAGGACCAUCAUGUUGUUGUAGCUCCAGAUCAUACGUCAAUCCUCUACUUCUAUCUCCAGGCGGAGUCCCACGGUAACAUCCUGCUGACCACCCUGGAGAUCCACAACGAGGUGGCAGGAAAUGAGGUCACCACCAGCCUGGCGGACAGCAGGAACUCCUCCGUCCUGGGAUUUGACAACACCAGCACAGGUACCGGCGUCCAGUGCAGGAAGGCGAGUCGGGCCUCGGGUCCUCGCCACAGCCUCGACAGGCACGCCCAGCUCAAGAGGCACAAACUGCGGCGGCGCUCGUCGCAGCUCAAAAUCAAAAUCCCUGAUUUGACGGACGUAAACGCCAUCGACAGGUGGUCGCGGAUUAUCUUCCCCUCUGUUUUCUCCCUCUUCAAUUUAAUCUACUGGAUGUACUAUGUCAACUGA